Vigna angularis (adzuki bean) is the source of this 1984-nucleotide messenger RNA. RefSeq names its product U-box domain-containing protein 25. The record is from RefSeq and is a predicted model, not a curated record. Bases 620 to 1792 code for a protein of 390 amino acids. Gene Ontology annotation, biological process: protein ubiquitination. NCBI's taxonomy places the organism in Eukaryota, Viridiplantae, Streptophyta, Magnoliopsida, Fabales, Fabaceae. Gene Ontology annotation, molecular function: ubiquitin protein ligase activity. The transcript has a single exon.
UUUUGGUUUGACUGGAUUGAUAAAGAAGAUGCCUGGGGUGGGGACCACGGUCACCAUUAUUCUAUAAUAUCAGUUCCUAUUCCACUUUCUUUCUCUAAACAUUCUAUAUUUUUGCCACAUUCUAUAUUUUUUGCCAUGAAAUAUUUGUCCUUUUCUGCUUUCCCUUUUGUUCAGACCUACACAAACUUCCCAUCAUCUCCCACUACUCUUUUCUGCUGCCAAUGUGGAAUUAAUCUCACUCCUCAACUAUGCAACUUUUUUCCUCACAUUAUCCAUCACUUCCUUCCACUCUAUGCAAUCUUCUUUCCUCAUCUCACACUUCUCACUUCUCACUUCUCAUUUAUAAUGCACACUCCACUUCCACCCUUCUUGCACAUAAUUCUUUCUUCUUCUUCUCUCUUACUCUCUCAAGGCUUUAGAAGCUAAAAGAGGAAAUAAAAAAAGUUUCCCACUUUCUGACACCAUCUUUGUGUCUGCUUUAGAAUGCAUGUCUUCCAGUUUAAAGCUUCACAUGAAACAUCAUAUUUGAGAAUCCACUUUGAUUGUUUUGUCUCUUUGAAGUUCCACUGGAGACAAACUCUAUUUCUUCUUUCUUCUUGAGAAUCUUCAGAUUCUUUCCAUGAACGAGUCUAAAAACAUCAUUCCUCCCCUAUUCAGAUGUCCCAUAAGUUUAGACUUGUUGGAAGAUCCUGUAACCUUGUGCACAGGCCAAACCUAUGACAGGUCAAACAUAGAAAAAUGGCUUGCUGCCGGUAACCUCACUUGUCCGGUCACAAUGCAAAAGCUUCACGAUCCAUCCAUUGUUCCCAACCACACUCUUCGCCACUUGAUCGAUCAGUGGCUUCAACUGGGUCCCUUAUUCGACCCUGCCAACCCUGAAACUUCAACUAUUGAAUCCUUAGCUUAUCUGAAGCGUACCCUUGAAUCCCAUGAAAGCAGCUUAAAAACCAAGCUCCAAGCACUCACCAAAAUCCGUCUUUUAUCUGAUGAGUAUUGCUCCUUUAACAAAUCAUGUUUCCUCCAAUUGAACUUCUUGCCACUGCUUCUUGAACUAGUUUUUGGAACUCAAGUAUCAAUAGAUCACAUGGACUUCAUAGAGUUGGCACUUUGUUGCAUUCAGAAAUUGCUGCCACUCGGUAGUUUGGAGCCUCUAAAUAUGAUCAAAGAUGGGUCUAAAUUAGCCAUGUUUGUGCUACUAAUUGAAAAGGGUACUAACUCAGUAAAGACUAGUUUGUGCCGUGUUAUAGAGUCAGCAUCAUGGUCAUCUGAGACAGAAGAUUUGUGCUAUAUUCUUGGAAAUUGUCCCAAACUAGUACACGAGAUUGUUGAAGUUGUUAACCAAAAUUAUGAAGUUUCUGGGGAUGCAAUUAAAGCCAUGUCAGCACUGUGUUCCUUGCAAUCCAAUAGAGAGAGUUUGGUGAGAGGAAGAGCAAUAGAAGGUAUGAUGAGAUACAUCUCAUCAGAAAGAAGAGAGCUGACCCCACUGGCAGUGAGAACAGUUGAGAAACUUAUGGGGCUGGAAAGUGCUAAAGUGGCAUUGGUGAACCACCCUAAUGGUGUUGUGACUUUGGUUAAUAUGGUUUUCAAGGUAUCUGAUCAAGAAUGCAGUGAGAGUGCUGUUGAGGUGCUUUUAGUUGUUUGUGGUGAAUUUGAGCGUGCAAGACAGACAGCCAUUGAAAGUGGAGUUUUGACUAGGUUGUUGUUGCUCCUGCAGAGUCAGAGUAGUAACACAACAAAAUCAAAGGCAAGAAUGCUACUCAAAUUGCUAAGAUCAGAGCCAAAGCAGAAAUAGGAUUGUCAAUAAUAAUAAUGUUAAUAACACAAGUAUGUUUGUGAUCAAAUGAUCAUAACAUUGAUGAAGACUAAAAAGUGUAUACGUAAGUGUUUCCUACAUGAAUUUAUGAAUUUCUGGUCUCCUUGUUCCCUGUGGUUGUAAUCUUUUUGAAUAAUAUGAGAAUAGUUGAAUCCCAUUAGGAGUUUAAAA